AGGAGGUUCGGAUGAAGAAGAAGAACUGGCAUCCCGCCGCCUGUGCCGCAGUCCAGAGGACAGCUACCGUUUUGAGGCAACAGCAGCAGCUCAAGUCCCGGCUCUACAUCGACAUCUAGCUCACGUAACGCCCGUGCCGACUGCGGUUUCGUCAAGACCACUCACGUCUCGCGCCUGGACAUCCUGCGAGCGAUCGAGAUGCGGAAGGGAACGCCGUAUGUGAUUGGUGACACCACUGUCAUCAGUCACCAGGACAAGCAGUCCAGACUGUCCGAGAAGGUAAGGCGGGGCAGCACGAUGGACUUCGUUCGCAUGCUGGAGACCGAGCUGGCUGCGAAGUCUGCUGCACCGGACCUGCCUGGAAUCUGGGGCUUAACAGCAGCGCACUGCGGGAAAGGUGUCAUGCCGUACAUGUCGCUGGUUCCUUGCUGGGCGGGAUCACUGUGCAUCGGCACCGCUCUUGGCUACGCACUUCCUGCCGGCCGCACUCUGGACGAUGCCGCACAUCGAGGCUCCCUCGACGUUCCACACAGGCAGAUAUUGUGGUUCGGCUCCAUGAUGAGCCUGGGUGCUGUGUUCGGCUCUCUAGCGGGCGCGAUGCUGACGCAGCUCAACGGCCGCCGGUGCAGCCUGUCUAUCGCCGCAGUGGGCCUGCUCGCGUCCUGGCUCGUCAUCGGCUGGGCGCGGAACAUCUACUAUUACUGCGGCUCGCGUUUUUUGGGCGGCCUACUGACCGGCGUCGUCUCGGUCAUCGUCCCGGCGCACAUAGCGGAGAUGGCCCCCGUAACCCGACGCGGAAUGCACGGUGCCCUGCACCAGUUCGCUGUCACACUGGGCGUCCUGUACGCGUACUGCUUCGGCCGUUCCCUGGACUGGGACUGGUUGGCCGUGUCCUGCGCGCCCCCUGCCGCCGCGUUGCUCGUCCUCACCAGAACUUUUGCGGUGGAGUCUCCUCGCUGGAUUCUACAGAAGGGCGACACCAUGGGCUCUUUGAAGGCGCUCAUUACUGUGCGUGGUUCCAAGUCGCUGGCCGACAUCGAGUUCGACGCCAUCCAGGAAGUGUUGCCAAAGUACAGGACCCCAGUGGCGCACUACUUUCUCGCACUGCUGGUGGUGGUGUCGCAACAGCUGAGCGGCAUCAACAGCGUCAUCCUCAGCACAGUCUGCCUGGAUCACGGAGCCGACUCGACCAGGCCUUCCAUGGACAGCACCAUCGCUCUUGCACUGCUGCAGACGCUGGCAACACUGCUAGUCGUGCCUUUCGUCGACUCAGCGGGCCGUCGAAACUUGCUCGGUGUUUCCGUGGUUGCGUGCUGGGGUAGCAUGGUCAGCCUGGGGUUCAUCUACUUCAGCUCCAGGCCUGAUAGAGCGGCGGUCGUCGACGAAUGGAAAGCCACGUCUCCCGCCGAUCUGGAAGUAGAGGAGGCGACUUCAGCCGUCGCCUCUGCGUCGGGCGUCAACAGCAUGCUCACUUUUGCUUUGAAGGCCUUGUUCGUUGUCGCCUUCUCGGCUGGAUUGGGGCCCGUCCCGUGGAUCCUUGCCGCUGAGCUCGUUCCACUCCGUGGCACCGGACUCGAGUUUGGAAGCGUGUGCGCAGCCAGCUGGACCGGCGUUUUUGUGACAGCCAACUUUGUGGCUACAACUGACACUGCACGGAUGUUCGCCGUGUCCCUCUGGCUGUACGGGCUCAUCGCACUCACCGGAGGGCUGAUCAGCUUCAUGCUGCUCCCCAAGACUGAUUGCAUGUCCAUCGAGGAUAUCCUGCUAAUCGAUCCUGACGACAGGGCUCGAACACGGAAGAUAAGGUUUAAGAGCAAAGAACAUGUCUUCGCCACGCCUGGUUCGGGAGGGCAUGCCACCACUAGCGAACGCACGGCGACAGUCGCCAAGCCUCCAAUACCGGAGAAGCCGCAUCCAGGUAUUGACGAAACCUCACUGAAAAGCUUGACGCCAGAUAAACGGUCGUCAGACAUCACUCAAGCCACAUCAAAGGACCUGACCGCGGAGAAGCCGCAGUCAGCUGUCAGCCCCUCUCCUACAGAAGCUUUAACAACGGAGAAGGUGGAUUCGGACGUCUCCCAGGGCCCAUCGAAGGGUUCGGAUAAGAAGCUUGUCGCCGUCAGCGAGCAGCAGCUACGGGAUCACGACCGUCGCAAAUCAUCUGUCGCGUCCCAAAAAUUGAUAGCGUCCGAGGCAAGCGCUGAUUCAGCGCGCUCAAAGGAUAGCACCAGGAAGAAGUGAAGGAGGGCGCGAAACCAGAGGAAAGGCGUCGCCAUCGCCCGUCUGGUGUUUGACAAUGCCACGUGCCUUCCGAAGUGGCAUCACGUUUCUGCAGCUGCCCCCAGCUGCAAGGGUAAAUAAAGUGAACUUGUAGACGCACCGAAAGCUCGUGCUAUGACGUAAUAGCU
Molecule: messenger RNA, 2408 nt
Organism: Dermacentor albipictus
Lineage: Eukaryota; Metazoa; Arthropoda; Arachnida; Ixodida; Ixodidae
Product: solute carrier family 2, facilitated glucose transporter member 8-like
Biological process (GO): transmembrane transport
Cellular component (GO): membrane
Molecular function (GO): transmembrane transporter activity
Source: RefSeq, a predicted model, not a curated record